AUGAAAACAUAAACGUUUAUCUCGCCGGUUGUGCUGUUCAUGUUCAAUACGGGGCCACGGUAAGCGAGUUCUCUCUGUGUUCGGCCACCACCACCACCGUAGUUCUGUUGUAUUCGACCAUGGACAGCCUCUCUCUUCCGUCGUUCUUAUCUGGAAGAAACUGCAAAUUUUACGGUCACAGCAAUUUUUGCGUGCUGAGAAACAGUCCUGCCCCAGUCGGUAGCAGAGCCUUCUUUCCCCAACGUUUGAACAGCAAGAGCUUUCAGAAGCAAAUUUACUUCAACCACCGUUGUGUUCGUUUCUCUCCAUUCUCGUGUUCAGCGACUCUAUCAGUAAUCCCAGAAGUGGAAGAGAAGCAAGUAUUUGAUGGAGAGACAGCUAAUUUACUGGUUAAAGAGCUCAGAAAAAACUUCAAUUCUGGAAGGACAAAGAGCUAUGAAUGGCGGAUUUCGCAGUUGGAGAGCAUAGCCAAGAUGCUAGAAGAAAAGGAGGAGGACAUUAUUGAAGCGCUUCAAAAAGACCUUGCUAAGCCUGCAUUUGAAGCAUUCAUAUCUGAGGUUUCCCAGGCAAAAUCUGCAUGUAGCGAGGCAAUUCAAGAACUAAAGCAUUGGAUGAAGCCUGAAAAGGUGAACACUUCAAUUACAACAUACCCAUCAUCAGCAGAGAUCGUUUCAGAACCAUUAGGAGUUGUAUUGGUCAUCUCAACCUGGAACUUUCCCUUCUUGCUAUCAAUGGAUCCUGUAAUCGGGGCUGUUUCAGCUGGAAAUGCAGUUGUUCUGAAACCAUCAGAAAUCUCUCCAGCUACAUCAUCACUUCUUGCAAAUCUUCUCAAAGAUUAUCUUGAUAACUCUGCCAUAAGAGUUGUGGAAGGAGCUGUUCCUGAAACAACUGCAUUAUUGGAGCAGAAGUGGGACAAGAUACUUUACACAGGUAGUGCCAGGGUCGGUCGCAUUGUCAUGUCUGCUGCUGCAAAACACCUUACACCAGUGAUUCUGGAACUCGGAGGAAAAUGCCCAGCUGUUGUUGAUUCCAAUAUAAACUUACAAGUUGCUGCAAGAAGGAUAAUUGCUGGUAAGUGGGCAUGUAAUGCAGGGCAAGCGUGUAUUUCUGUUGAUUACAUUAUCACUAAAAAGGAAUUUGCUCCAACACUGAUAAAUGCUCUAAAAGAUGAAUUGGAGCGAUGUUUUGGGAAAAAUCCAAUUGAAUCAAAAGACAUGUCACGGAUUGUGAGUCCAUCGCAGUUUGCGCGCCUGGUAAAGCUUUUGGAAGAAGAUCAAGUAGCUGAUAAAAUUGUCCUAGGAGGCCAGAAGGAUGAGAGCAAACUAAAGAUUGCUCCAACCAUUUUAUUGGAUGUUCCAGAUGACUCUACAGUAAUGCAAGAGGAAAUAUUUGGACCCAUAAUGCCAAUCCUCACUGUGAGUUAUAGGAAAAUAGUAUUCAGGACCUGCCCACAUGAAUUUAUGUGGAUUGAUCUCUUCACUUCUGUUUUUCAGGUUGAAAACUGGGAGGAUAGCUUUGAUAUAAUUAGAUCAAAGCCAAAACCUCUUGCUGCAUAUCUCUUCACAAACGAUGAGCAACUGAAGAAGGACUAUGUGCAGAACAUAUCUUCCGGAGGAAUGCUCAUCAAUGACACUAUUUUACAUGUUGCAACGCGAGGAUUGCCAUUUGGAGGAGUGGAAGAGAGUGGGAUGGGAUCAUACCAUGGAAAAUUCUCUUUUGAUGGAUUCAGCCAUAAAAAGUCAGUAUUGUAUAGAAGUUUUGAUGCAGAUUCAACUGUACGGUAUCCUCCAUAUACGCCUCAGAAGGAAAGAUUGUUGAAGGCACUUAUCAGUGGGAACAUUUUUCAAAUAAUUCUCUCUCUAAUUGCGUGGUCUAAAUAAAUUAUGAUUCACCCACUCACUUGUAGUUGUAGAAAUGACAUUUAUAUGAUCGAUGAGUUCAAGCCCUGGCAUGGUUUAUAAAUAAGGCUUGUCUUAAUACUUCAUGCGUUGUGUUCUCUGUCAUUA
Messenger RNA from Neltuma alba, 2006 nucleotides. RefSeq names its product aldehyde dehydrogenase family 3 member H1-like. The record is from RefSeq and is a predicted model, not a curated record. Gene Ontology annotation, molecular function: aldehyde dehydrogenase (NAD+) activity. Bases 120 to 1880 code for a protein of 586 amino acids. Lineage: Eukaryota; Viridiplantae; Streptophyta; Magnoliopsida; Fabales; Fabaceae. Gene Ontology annotation, cellular component: cytoplasm. Gene Ontology annotation, biological process: aldehyde metabolic process. The transcript has 12 exons.